Molecule: messenger RNA, 3207 nt
Organism: Truncatella angustata
Lineage: Eukaryota; Fungi; Ascomycota; Sordariomycetes; Amphisphaeriales; Sporocadaceae
Product: P-loop containing nucleoside triphosphate hydrolase protein
Exons: 4
Coding region: 454-2904 (816 amino acids)
Biological process (GO): autophagosome maturation; retrograde protein transport, ER to cytosol; mitotic spindle disassembly
Cellular component (GO): VCP-NPL4-UFD1 AAA ATPase complex; nucleus; cytosol
Molecular function (GO): ATP binding; polyubiquitin modification-dependent protein binding; ATP hydrolysis activity
Source: RefSeq, a predicted model, not a curated record
GCCUAAGAUUCAAUCGGUAGAAGGACUUGGAACGUUCGAAUUCCGGAAAAGACCACUUGGCCACAGGUGCAAAGUGGCGGGACACCCCUUGUGGGUACUCCGGACAGCGAUUGAUGGCCCAAGCUUCAGACUGGAACUCAUCACUCACUCACUGCAUCAUCAGUGGAUUGCCUAAUGUUAGCUCGACUUCCAGCUCUAAAUCAACUCACCUGCGAACACAUCACUUUCACAAUCACAACCUCCCCCAUCUCCGAAUCCUCUUUCCGUCCAUCAUAAAUCCUUAGCGAUUUUCUGCCGGGCGUGAAAAUCAUUCACAUCGCAUUCCUGCGCUUUUUCUUGAUAUUUGCGCCGUCCAAUAUCAAAGCCCACUCCUUCCAUUUCUAGUUUCACCACGUCCACCUCACCCACCCCAUCCAUUCACAUAGACUCUCUCCCCCUCGGUACACAGUCAUCAUGGCUCCCCAGGACAAGAAGAAGGUCAACUUGGCCGACGUCUCCGGCGCUGAGCCCAAGGAAGAGAACGAUGUCUCAACCGCCAUUCUCAAGAAGAAGAAGAAGCCCAACCAGUUGAUGGUCACCGACGCCACCAACGAUGACAACUCGAUCAUCGCCCUGUCAAACAACACGAUGGAGGAGCUCCAGCUUUUCCGUGGUGACACAGUCCUCGUCCGAGGAAAGAAGAGGAAGGACACUGUCCUGAUCGUCUUGGCUGAUGACGACCUCGACGACGGGGCCGCUCGCAUCAACCGAGUCGUCCGUCACAACCUGAGGGUCAAGCAUGGUGAUAUCAUCACUGUCCACCCCUGCCCCGAUAUCAAAUACGCCAAGAGAAUCGCCGUCCUGCCAAUCGCUGAUUCAGUCGAGGGCAUCACCGGCUCCCUCUUCGACGUUUUCCUCGCACCCUACUUCAGAGAAGCAUACCGACCGGUUCGACAGGGUGAUCUCUUCAUUGUUCGCGGCGGUAUGAGGCAAGUUGAGUUCAAGGUGGUGGAGGUAGAUCCUCCCGAGUACGGUAUCGUUGCACAAGACACAGUCAUCCACUGCGAAGGAGAUCCCAUCCAGCGCGAGGACGAGGAGAACAACCUGAACGAGGUUGGCUACGACGACAUUGGUGGCUGCCGGAAACAGAUGGCUCAGAUCCGUGAAAUGGUCGAGCUGCCCUUACGCCACCCCCAACUUUUCAAGUCCAUUGGUAUCAAGCCCCCGCGAGGUGUCUUGCUCUACGGUCCUCCUGGUACCGGUAAGACACUCAUGGCGCGAGCUGUAGCCAACGAGACUGGUGCUUUCUUCUUCCUGAUCAACGGUCCCGAAAUCAUGUCCAAGAUGGCUGGUGAGUCCGAGUCGAAUCUCAGAAAGGCUUUCGAGGAGGCCGAGAAGAACUCACCCGCUAUCAUCUUCAUUGAUGAGAUCGAUUCCAUCGCUCCCAAGCGUGACAAGACCAAUGGUGAAGUCGAGCGCCGUGUUGUCUCCCAGCUUCUCACUCUCAUGGACGGUAUGAAGGCUCGAUCCAACGUUGUUGUCAUGGCUGCCACCAACCGACCCAACUCCAUCGAUCCAGCCCUGCGACGAUUCGGCCGUUUCGAUCGUGAGGUCGAUAUUGGUGUCCCUGACCCCACCGGCCGCCUCGAGAUUAUCCAGAUCCACACCAAGAACAUGAAGCUUGGUGACGAUGUCGACUUGGAGCAGAUUGCCGCCGAGACCCAUGGUUACGUUGGUUCCGAUAUCGCUGCUCUUUGCUCUGAGGCUGCCAUGCAACAGAUCAGAGAGAAGAUGGACCUCAUCGAUCUUGAUGAGGACACCAUCGACGCUGAGGUCUUGGACUCUCUUGGUGUCACUAUGGAGAACUUCCGAUUCGCCCUCGGUACUUCCAACCCCUCGGCUCUUCGCGAGGUGGCUGUUGUCGAGGUUCCCAACGUUCGCUGGGAAGAUAUUGGUGGUCUCGAUCAAGUCAAGCAGGAACUUCGUGAGCAGGUCCAGUACCCCGUCGACCAUCCCGAGAAGUUCCUCAAGUUCGGUCUUUCGCCGUCCCGUGGUGUCUUGUUCUACGGUCCUCCUGGUACGGGUAAGACUAUGUUGGCUAAGGCUGUUGCCAACGAGUGUGCUGCCAACUUCAUUUCCGUCAAGGGUCCUGAGUUGCUCAGCAUGUGGUUUGGUGAGUCGGAAAGCAACAUUCGAGACAUCUUCGACAAGGCUCGUGCUGCCGCGCCCUGUAUCGUCUUCUUGGAUGAGUUGGACUCCAUUGCCAAGGCCCGUGGUGGCUCUGUUGGUGACGCUGGCGGUGCUUCUGACCGUGUCGUCAACAUGCUUUUGACUGAAAUGGACGGUAUGACUUCCAAGAAGAACGUCUUCGUCAUUGGUGCUACCAACAGACCUGAGCAGCUUGACCCUGCUCUGUGCAGACCUGGUCGUCUAGACUCCUUGAUCUACGUUCCUCUGCCCGACGAGGAGGGUCGUCUCGGAAUUCUUUCCGCUCAGCUCCGAAAGACACCUGUGGCCAAGGAUGUCGACCUCAGAUUCAUUGCAUCGAAGACUCACGGCUUCUCUGGUGCUGAUUUGGGCUUCAUCGCGCAGCGUGCUGCCAAGAUUGCCAUCAAGGAGGCGAUCGCCAACGACAUUGCCCGCAGCAAGGAGCGUGAGGCUGCCGGUGAUGACAUGGAUGUCGAUGAUGAGGUCGAGGACCCUGUUCCCGAGCUUACCAAGCGACACUUUGAGGAGGCUAUGCAGAUGGCUCGCAAGUCUGUUGGCGAUGUUGAGCUCCGCCGGUACGAGGCCUUUGCUCAACAAAUGAAGAACGCCGGCCCCGGUGCUUUCUUCAAGUUCCCUUCCAGCGGCGGUGAAGGCGAUGCUGCCACGGGUAGCAACGACUUCGGCAAUGCUGGCGAGGACGAUGGUCUGUAUGACUAAUUUACGACUACAUGACAACCAAUAUCUGUGUACUCUAAUUUCAUUGCGGCCACUGCGGCGGGGGCAUCUGGGGGGGAACCAUAGAGGCGAAGCUAGUGGUGGUAAUACCGAAUCCGCUGCGAAUUGGCGGUCAGCAAGCAGGACGACUGUGUUGUUCCCUGCUCUCAUGGGAACACAUUUCUGAUACUCGCUGUGUCAUGGGAAUUUCGCCUUGCAUAGGACUCAUUUUGCAGUUCAUGGAAACGUUACGAUAGAUCUGAUAAAAAGGUUCUCUAGAUUUUGAUUGACUAUAUUACUAUGUGA